UUCUAGAGAGAGAAAUAUGAUAAGGUAAGAAGAGAGAGAGAGAGAGAGAGAGAGAGAGAAGGGGGGGAUGUUGCUUACCAGAUUCUCCAUAGGCUGCCUCCCCACCUCUUCUCCUCAUUUCUCAUGCGUACAAGACAUCGCCAUUCACCGCACUCUUCCCCUUCUCCUCUCUUCCCUAUAUAAUAUCUUUCUCGCUAUCUUUCUAUUUCUAUAUGGCUCCAUCAUUUCAUAUCACUGACUCUCUAUAAGCUUACAUCUUGCCCUUUUUGAAGAUGUUUAUGAGCUUGGAUUGAUAAAGAUUGCUCCUUUUUCAUCAUCUUCAUCUUCAUCUUCAUUUUUAGUUACUCAAGAAAUCCAAAUAAAAGCUUCAAUCUUUCUUGGUUUUAGUACGAAUCCAACCCCAGAGUUCAAUCAAAAUCCAAUUUUUCUUCUCCUCCAUGGGUAGCCAAUUCAGCAGGCAAAAGGCGCCUCCUCCUCUUGCUCCGCCGCGGGACACGGCAGCCGGCGUGUCGUCGGGUGGGAACAAUGAGUACACUGCAGAGCUGAGCUCCUAUGAAGCGGCGUGCAGGCUUGAUCCAGAGCUGCAAACGUUCGACACCACGUUGCAGCAGCGCACGAGCCGCGUCAUCUCGUCUCUAGCUCUGGGCGUGGAGGUUCGCUCUCUCUCCUUCGAUUCCCUCAAGGAGGUCACCGGUUGCCUCUUGGAGAUGAACCAGGAGGUCGUCAAGAUCAUCCUUGAUUGCAAGAAGGACAUCUGGCGUAGCCCUGAGCUCUUCGAUCUUGUCGAGGACUACUUUGACAACUCUCUUCAAACACUAGACUUCUGCACUGCUCUCGAACGCUGUCUCAAACGCGCUCGUGACUCUCAGCUCAUUGUCCAUGUCGCCCUUCAGCGCUUCGAGGACGAAGACGCUGAUCCCUCCCUCCAAGAGGACGGUAAAAAUAAGUAUUUGCGCACAAUGGAAGAGCUCCGGCAUUUCAAGGCCGCUGGUAAUCCUUUCACUGAUGAAUUCUUUCAACUUUUCCACUCCGUCCACAAGCAGCAGCGCUGCAUGCUUGAGAAGCUGCAGCAGAGGAAGAAAAAGCUUGAUAAAAAGCUCAAGUCUGUGAAAUCAUGGAGGAAGGUGUCAAGCAUUAUCUUUGCUGCUGCAUUUGCUACUGUUCUUAUCUGCUCGGUUGUUGCAGCUGCAAUAUCUGCGCCACCAGUUGCAGCAGCGCUCGCUGCCGCCACUUCAAUUCCUCUCGGUUCAAUGGGCAAGUGGUUUGAUUCAUUGUGGAAGGAUUAUGAGGAUGCGCUUAAAGGGCAGAGGGAGGUUAUUAGUUCAAUGCAAGUGGGGACUUAUAUUACAAUCAAGGAUUUGGAUAGUAUUCGGGUUCUUGUGGAUCAAUUGGAGAAUCAUAUUAAUGUAUUGUUGCAAAGUGCUGAUUUUGCAUUGCAGGAGGAGGGGGCAGUGAGGUUCGGGGUUGAGGAGAUCAAGAAGAAGCUCGGGAUGUUUAUGAAGAGCAUCGAGGAUUUGGGUGAGCAGGUUGAUCAUUGUAGCAGGGAUAUAAGGAAGGCAAGGACUGUUGUCUUGCAGAGGAUUAUCAGGCAUCCAAAAUGAAGUAAUGAGGCUGCCUGAACCUGACCGCCGGUAAUCUGAUAAUACAAAAUGUCGUCUUUCGCUCAUCACUCAUCGACAAUAAUGGACGAGGUCCAUCACAUACCGCAGGGUCCUUGAAGUGAAUAUCUGAAAAUACUUGAGAGCACCUCUGAUACAUUGUUUACUCAUUCGGUUUCGAUAUCACCUUCUUAGUUUUACAAAUUGUCAACAUAUUUUAUAACUUACAGUUCAUCAUCAUCUGCAAUUUAACUGUUGUAAAAUCAAAAUUACUGUGACAGCCUGCUUAUUUAUUGCAGAGAAAUAAAUUGUUUUGCUAAUCA
Messenger RNA from Dioscorea cayenensis subsp. rotundata (Guinea yam), 1921 nucleotides. RefSeq names its product UPF0496 protein 1-like. The record is from RefSeq and is a predicted model, not a curated record. The coding region runs from base 438 to 1601 and encodes 387 amino acids. Lineage: Eukaryota; Viridiplantae; Streptophyta; Magnoliopsida; Dioscoreales; Dioscoreaceae. The transcript is spliced from 2 exons.